AUGGAUCAAUCCGAAUUCAAAUGCACAUCCGAAGGAGGACUUAGAGCUCCUGAAGACAGGAUCCCAGAGAUUUCUAUAGGCAGAAUAAGUGUGAAGGAUCCACAGGACAUUAUCCCGGAGGUUGGUAACACUAUAUUCAUAAAGUGUGAGUUAACUGAACCGGAAGCAGAAUCUGCAUUUGACACGGAAUUUGCCUCUCAUACACCUUGCCAUGUGAAAACUGAAAUUGGAACUUCUCCAAGUGAAGAAAAAAAGUCCGUUGAAUACUUCAAUAGCGCCUCGUGUUCCUCCAAUUCUCUCAUCGGUCAUUCCAUCAGGAUAAAAUCGGAAGGAGAAAAUGAAAAUUGGAUCGACCAGUUAUAUACCAGUAUUGAGAUUAAAAACGAAGACCCUCUUAAGACUGACAGCUAUGAAUGCACUUACGUAAAGGAAGAUAGAGAACAAGAUUUUGAAAAUGAGAUUCAAAAUCAUAUGCCAACCACAACAUGCAAACCGUUCGGUUGCAGUCGUUGCUCGGCCCGUUUUGCUAUAAAAGGUACUUUAAAAACACACAUGCGAACACAUACCGGUGAAAAACCAUUCACUUGCAGCCAUUGCUCUGCUUGUUUCCCUCUAAAAAGAACUUUACAACGGCACGUGCGAACCCAUACCGGUGAGAAGCCAUUCUCUUGCAGCCAGUGCUCGGCUUGUUUCGCUAGAAAAGGAGAUUUAAAACAACACAUGCGAACACAUACUG
Bemisia tabaci is the source of this 736-nucleotide messenger RNA. The record is from RefSeq and is a predicted model, not a curated record. Lineage: Eukaryota; Metazoa; Arthropoda; Insecta; Hemiptera; Aleyrodidae.